Neolamprologus brichardi is the source of this 2356-nucleotide messenger RNA. RefSeq names its product IMP (inosine 5'-monophosphate) dehydrogenase 2 (gene impdh2). NCBI's taxonomy places the organism in Eukaryota, Metazoa, Chordata, Actinopteri, Cichliformes, Cichlidae. Gene Ontology annotation, biological process: GTP biosynthetic process. The record is from RefSeq and is a predicted model, not a curated record. Gene Ontology annotation, cellular component: cytoplasm. Gene Ontology annotation, molecular function: IMP dehydrogenase activity.
ACGCUGUCAGACGGGAGUGAUACACGUGCUGGAGUUAGCCGCAGAGAGAACAUGAGCACUUGUCUGUUGAGGUUGAAGAGGCUCGAAAAGGCAGCAAAUAUCUCUCACGGUGCCGUUUUCUGGUCCUCUUCUUUUCAUUAGCACACGCUCAGACUGCUAAGAGGGCGCACGGAGGAGCCUGACGACGCACUGAAGGGUAACUGAACGAGGAGGAGAGCAACUCGCGGCGCGAAAGAGGAAAGUUGUCGGUGUCUGAGCCGGUGCGGCUUGAGAGAGUGUUUUUGUGUUUCUGUAUACGCACCUCGGCAGCUUGUUAGGGUGAUUUAUUUACAGUCGAAGGCUGAUAAGAGGACUGGUGAAGGCUGUUUGGACAGCAUGGCGGACUACCUGAUCAGCGGGCAAACCGGUUACGUCCCCGAUGACGGGCUGACGGGACAGCAGCUGUUCAACGGAGGAGACGGACUCACAUACAAUGACUUCCUGAUUCUGCCAGGCUACAUUGACUUCACUGCUGAUCAAGUGGACCUGACAUCAGCGCUCACCAAACAAAUCACCAUGAAGACUCCCUUCGUUUCCUCUCCUAUGGACACUGUCACUGAAGCCAACAUGGCCAUCGCUAUGGCACUAACAGGCGGUAUAGGCUUCAUUCACCACAACUGCACUCCAGAGUUCCAGGCUAAUGAAGUUCGCAAAGUCAAGCGAUACGAGCAGGGCUUCAUCACAGAUCCUGUGGUGAUGAGCCCCAACGAGCGAGUAAGGGAUGUCUUCCAGGCCAAGGCACGCCAUGGGUUCUGUGGCAUCCCUGUCACAGAUAACGGCAAAAUGGGCGGCAAGUUGGUGGGCAUCAUCUCAUCCAGAGACAUCGAUUUUCUGAAGGUGGAGGACCACGACCUUCCACUGAGUGAGGUGAUGACAAAGCGAGAGGAUCUGGUGGUUGCCCCCGCUGGGGUGACUCUGAAAGAAGCCAAUGAAAUCCUCCAGAGGAGUAAGAAAGGUAAAUUGCCCAUAGUGAAUGAAGAGGGGUCCCUGGUGUCCAUCAUCGCUCGCACAGACUUGAAGAAGAACAGAGACUUCCCCUUAGCUUCCAAAGAUUCUCGGAAACAGCUGCUGUGUGGUGCAGCCAUCGGCACACACGAUGACGACAAGUACCGACUGGACCUGUUGGUGCAGAGCGGAGUGGAUGCGGUUGUACUAGACUCAUCUCAGGGCAACUCGAUCUUCCAGAUCAAUAUGAUCAAAUAUAUUAAAGAAAAGUACCCCAACCUGCAGGUCAUCGGUGGCAAUGUCGUGACUGCAGCUCAGGCCAAGAAUCUGAUUGAUGCAGGCGUGGAUGCACUGAGAGUGGGGAUGGGCAGCGGCUCCAUCUGCAUCACGCAGGAAGCUCCCCUCAGUGUACCACCAGCUAUAAAGCUCCACAGCCCCAAAACCCCAACCACUGUUACAGGAUACUCCAUGCUGGCAUGUGGCAGACCCCAAGCCACAGCUGUCUAUAAGGUUUCAGAGUAUGCCAGGCGUUUUGGCGUUCCGGUCAUCGCUGAUGGCGGCAUCCAAACCGUUGGCCACACCGCAAAGGCCCUAGCACUUGGAGCAUCCACAGUGAUGAUGGGUUCUCUGCUGGCUGCUACUAGUGAAGCUCCUGGUGAAUAUUUCUUCUCUGAUGGCAUCAGGCUGAAGAAAUACCGUGGCAUGGGCUCCCUGGACGCCAUGGACAAAAACCUGGGCUCCCAGACCAGAUACUUCAGUGAGAACGAUAAGAUUAAAGUCGCUCAGGGUGUUUCCGGAGCUGUGCAGGACAAAGGCUCCAUCCACAAGUUUGUUCCUUACCUGCUCGCUGGCAUUCAGCACUCCUGCCAGGACAUCGGAGCCAAAAGCCUAACCCAACUCAGAGCCAUGAUGUACUCUGGAGACCUGAAAUUUGAAAAGAGAACCACAUCAGCUCAGAAAGAAGGCGGAGUCCACAGCUUGCACAGUUACGAGAAACGUCUCUUUUAAGGAGAAGCUUGUCUUCUGAUGAAGAAUCCUUCCAACAGACAUUAUGCAAAAACACUACUUGCCAGAUCAUCUGAUAGCUGUAUUUGACGCACACCCACAACUACACUUCUCAUUAGAGUAGUCUGUAAAGAUCAACCUCUCUCAAACUCCACUCUUCCAGUGAUCCAUUAGUCUUCCUGCCAGUGUCAUCUAUGCAUCGUCUGUUUUAAAUGUGAAGGACGGAAUUAAAGCAUUUCAAUAAGUGCACGGGUGAUUGUGUCAUGAAAAUAUCCAGUGCUUUUCAUGUUGUUUCAAAGUAUUUGAACCCUGCUGUGUCCAUUUCAAGAUGAAAAAUGUCCAGUAAUAAAGCAUGUGUUUUUCAUAA